UUCUUCCGGCGUCAAAGGUCACGUCGUCAGCGAUAAGAGCUUCGAGAAGAGGAGCCAAGAAAAAUCGACCGAGCUCAACUAAAAAGCCAUUAAAAAACAUGUCCCACACCAUCCUGCUGGUGCAGCCCACCAAGAGGCCAGAGGGAAGGACAUACGCCGAUUAUGAGUCUGUGAACGAGUGUAUGGAAGGUGUGUGUAAGAUGUACGAGGAACAUUUAAAGAGAAUGAAUCCCAACAGUCCGUCCAUAACGUACGACAUCAGCCAGCUGUUUGACUUCAUCGAUGACCUGGCUGACCUCAGCUGUUUGGUGUAUCGCGCCGACACACAGACGUACCAGCCAUACAACAAGGACUGGAUCAAAGAGAAGAUCUACGUGCUGCUUCGCCGUCAGGCCCAGCAGGCAGCAAAGUGAAGCCUCUGAGGAGGGGGGGGGGGGGGGGGAUCAAUAUCAUUUUUCUUAUCUUUAACUUGUGUUCGAACCAUUUUGAUUAAGCUGUUUUGAGAAGUUUUUGACAAAGUUUUUAACGUUUUUUUUUCUCAUGGGGGGAGGUGUGUUUUGUAUUGUAAUGUUUGACUUAUUAAUAAACAUUUCCUUUCAAUAAUA
Molecule: messenger RNA, 605 nt
Organism: Morone saxatilis (striped sea-bass)
Lineage: Eukaryota; Metazoa; Chordata; Actinopteri; Moronidae
Product: enhancer of rudimentary homolog
Exons: 4
Coding region: 99-413 (104 amino acids)
Source: RefSeq, a predicted model, not a curated record